UCUGUCCUUCCGUCUGGUUGUUCAUUCCGCCAACAUGUCCGGUGUGGUGUGUAACAGAGUCCUUCAGAGAGCAACGCAGCGAUGUCUCUUCUCCUCCAGGGCAGUUCCCUCGUUCUCCAGCCCAUUUCUGUCUCGUGCUCACAGAUUGGGACCCAGUGAUGAUGAUAUGUACCAGCGAACCUCGGUAUCCGUCAUGCAGAGGGAGCCUGGCAGUGGGAUCAUGAUCCACAGCUACAGUUCCCAUGGAUUCAACAUCGAUGGAAAUAGGGUGUUUGGACCCUGUGCUCUGCUGCCUCCUGCGAUCCUGCAGUGGAAUGUUGGCAGUUAUAAAGACAUCACAGAGGAAAGUGUCUCACUCUUCCACAUGCUUGUACCAAGAAUAGAGAUUCUUGUGCUGGGCACAGGGGCACGACUCGAACGAAUCGACCCCUCAGUCCUCGCUCUGCUCAAGAGUAAAGGCAUCGCUGUGGAGGUGCAAGACACGCCAAACGCAUGUGCAACCUUCAACUUCCUGACGAGUGAGCGAAGAGUGACAGCUGCUGGUCUGAUCCCUCCACCUGUCAGCACAGCCCUGGAUGUAAUGUGGGAAUAAGUCCUGUCAUGUCCUGUAAUGUGGUUAUUUUUCUUCUGCACAAAGCUGUUUGUGUGUGUGUGUGUGUGUGUGUGUGUGUGUGUGUGUGUGUGUGUGUGUGUGUGUGUGUGUGUGUGUGUGUGUGUGUGUGUGUGUGUGUGUGUGUGUGUGUGUGUGUGUGUGUGUGUGUGUGUGUGUGUACGUGUACGUGUGUGUGUACAUGUACGUGUGUACGUGUGUGUGUACAAGUGCUCAUGAUGGAGAAUUAGCUCUCAAUACUGUGCACCUGUAUUCUUGUGUAGAAAAUACCGUGUUUAAAUUAUAUAUUUAAAUGCUUCACAUGUGACGAACAAUAACUCUCAAGUUAUGUGUUUGAUGUAUUUUCACGCAUUGCAUAAAUGUAUGAUUGGACCAUA
Scophthalmus maximus (turbot) is the source of this 987-nucleotide messenger RNA. It is a transcript of the gene ndufaf3, whose product is annotated as NADH:ubiquinone oxidoreductase complex assembly factor. Bases 35 to 592 code for a protein of 185 amino acids. NCBI's taxonomy places the organism in Eukaryota, Metazoa, Chordata, Actinopteri, Pleuronectiformes, Scophthalmidae. Gene Ontology annotation, cellular component: mitochondrial inner membrane. The record is from RefSeq and is a predicted model, not a curated record. The transcript has 5 exons. Gene Ontology annotation, biological process: mitochondrial respiratory chain complex I assembly.